Messenger RNA from Coffea arabica (coffee), 2112 nucleotides. Its product is annotated as nucleobase-ascorbate transporter 7. NCBI's taxonomy places the organism in Eukaryota, Viridiplantae, Streptophyta, Magnoliopsida, Gentianales, Rubiaceae. Gene Ontology annotation, biological process: transmembrane transport. Gene Ontology annotation, cellular component: membrane. Gene Ontology annotation, molecular function: transmembrane transporter activity. The record is from RefSeq and is a predicted model, not a curated record.
AAAGUCAUAACUUCAGCUGCCUGCCUUAGCCUAACCAAUAACCAUCACUUUCCUACUAGCAGUAGCAUCUCAUCAAUCAUCAUCAUCAUCUGCCUAUUUCCUUUGAUUCUUUUAUCGGACUAGUACUAACUGGCUCUUUCCUUUGAGCAGCAGCUUCCUCGCUUUGUCAUCAAUAGAACUGACAACUUAACUCCUACAUGCACAUGCACUUUUGCAUGAUUCAGAUAUUGGGUAGCCCAAUGUUUGAUUGAGGGUUGUAAGACUUUUUGGUUUUGCAGUUAUUUGAUUUAAGACUUCUUGGAGAGAGGGAUGACGGUACCGGCGAAGGGGGAUGAGUUGGUGCCACACCCGGUGAAAGACCAGCUCACCGGCAUUGAUUACUGUGUCAACAGCAACCCUUCUUGGCUCGAAGCAGUAAUUCUGGGAUUUCAGCACUUCCUGGUGAUGAUAGGGACUACAGUCAUCAUCGCCACCAUCAUUGUUCCCCAAAUGGGCGGUGGUAAUGUAGAGAAAGCUCAAGUGAUACAAACUAUGCUCUUUGUCUCAGGAGUGAAUACAUUGUUACAGACUUGGUUAGGAACCCGGCUUCCGGUCGUGAUGCGGGGAUCAUUCACUUACAUAAUCCCAGCUCUUUUUGUUGCUUUAGCCACUAGAUUCAACGUAUAUGUUAAUCCUCGUCAGAGAUUCAAAAACACGAUGAGGGCAGUUCAAGGGGCUGUCAUGCUAUCAGCCAUACUCCCAAUAUUGAUUGGUUUUUUGGGUCUUUGGAGAAUUGUCGUGAGGUUCAUUAGCCCUCUUUCCGCUGUUCCUUUGGUAACUCUGGUUGGCCUUGGGCUUUAUGAACACGGCUUCCCUCUGCUGGCGCAAUGUAUCGAGAUUGGUCUUCCAGAAUUAAUUAUUCUGGUUCUAUUAUCUCAGUAUACGCCUCACUUCUAUAAAUUGAACCGCCCCAUCUUCGAUCGAUUUGCUGUCCUAAUCGCUGUAGGACUGGUAUGGGCAUAUGCUGCACUUUUGACUGUUGCUGGUGCAUACAAAAAUAGCCCCCCACAAACUCAGUUCAGUUGUCGUGUUGAUCGAUCUGGGCUUAUAAGUGGAGCUUCAUGGAUAAGAUUCCCGUAUCCAUGGCAAUGGGGUACUCCCAGUCUGCACGUUGGGGAAGCUAUUCUGAUGCUGGCAGCUGCUUUUGUUUCUGUUGUUGAGUCUACCGGGGCGUUUAUCGCAGCAGCAAGAUUUGGGAGCGCAACUCAUACUCCGCCUUCCGUUUUGAGCCGUGGUGUUGGCUGGCUGGGGAUAGCCAUUUUGUUUGAUGGAUUAUGGGGGACAGGAAGUGGAUCGACUGUAUCAGUUGAAAAUGUUGGUCUGCUGGCAUUGACGCGUGUUGGAAGCAGAAGAGUAAUCCAAAUAUCAGCUGUUUUUAUGCUUUUCUUCUCCAUAUUAGGGAAAUUUGGAGCUGUUCUCGCUUCUAUUCCAUUGCCUAUUGUUGGAGCACUCUACUGCGUGUUGUUCGCUUUGAUGUCUUCUGCAGGUCUUGGUCUACUUCAAUUCUGCAACCUCAAUAGCUUCAGAACCAAGUUUAUAUUAGGCUUCUCCUUCUUCAUGGGCCUUUCAGUACCGCAGUACUUUAACGGCUAUGUUUUAACAAGCGGCCAUGGCCCCGUCAACACACAUUCCCUCUGGUUCAACAAAUUGAUGACGGUGAUCUUCACAUCCCCGGCUACCGUAGCGGGCAUUGUGGCCUUAUUCUUGGACAUGACGCUGGCACGCAAGCACAGUCUAACCAGGAAAGACAGCGGUAGGCACUGGUGGGCAAAGUACAGGACCUUUGAGAGAGAUCCCAGAAGUGAAGAAUUCUAUGGUCUCCCUUUUGGCCUUACAAAAUAUUUCCCCUCAGUUUAAUCACAUACAUUCAACAUUGCCGCUUCAUCAUACACUCGCAGCAGUACAAUGGGCAGUGACAUUCUUAUUUUCUUCUGGUUUAUACCCUGUUAAGAUUAAUGGUAGAGGGAUACUUGGGAGGUAAAAAGAAAAAAGAAAAAGAAACCUCAUUUCUCAUACUAUUAGAGAUGAUGGAAAAGUAAUUCGGUACACAGAUGAUGAUAGUAGUUUCAAAGC